Paramuricea clavata is the source of this 218-nucleotide messenger RNA. The record is from the annotation of a GenBank genome assembly. Lineage: Eukaryota; Metazoa; Cnidaria; Anthozoa; Malacalcyonacea; Plexauridae.
AUGUCAGAUGUGAUCAACAACUUAGAGCAGAACUUGAUUGUCAAAACCGAAAUUGCUGACAGAUGGCAUGCUUCAUUUGAUAAAUUACAACUGUCCAUUUUCCACAAUGCCAAAAACAACACCACUAUCUCCCCAUGUGGCAGACGAUACACAGACGACAUCAAAGAAUUCUCUCUAACAUUAUACUUUUAUUCACCAAAGGCAUAUGAAUAUGUGAG